UCACUCGUCCUCGGGGCAGCCUCGCACAGCGGAGCUCCACGCUCACCGUCAGCUUGGGAAGUUUUUUAAUGUCGACUCUUCCCAGAAGCUGCGCUCAGUGACCGUGCCUCUCGGUGAGCGAGCGGCUGAUUGAAUUGGAGGAAGUGGACGUCAUUUCCCCAGGAAGCAUCCAGGGGAAGCCCUGCAGUUUGGAGGCCCAACUCCUGACGGACAGAUGCAGAGGAGACACAGCCAGGGGAAGCGAGGGAUCUGCCUGCCUUUUGUCCCGCAGCUGGAGGCCGGUGCCCAUCCUGGGAAGGGGCUCCUGAGCAACCGGUUUGGACUGGUUCUGCUGUGCUGGCGAAAUGGGCCUUCGUGCAGCAGGCUUGGGUUUGCUCAUAUGCGUUUUGUCUUGUCGGUCCCAGAAGCUGGACCCAGAUGGAAGGAAUGUCUGCCUGUAUCGAAGUGACCCCACGUCGCCCGUCUGCUGUUCUGGCUGGAAGCAGGAAGGCAGCGAUUGCCCGACAGCUCUGUGCGAGGGUGAGAGUGCCUGUCAGCCCAGUGAGAUCUGUGUGUACCCCGGCUUCUGUCGCUGUAAGGCCGGCUUCUACGGGGCCAGCUGCCGGACCCGUAAGUCUCUCCUCCUGCUCCCUCUUUUUCUGCUCCCUCUCAUUCUGAUACACACUCUCUCUCUCCCUGUUCUCAGUCUCCCCUCCUAUACUCGACUCGCUCCUCUUCCCACGCAGCUGCACCCCCACCUCCUUCUCGGCGUUGACAAGCCAUGUCUCUCUGUCUUCCGGUUAGACAUCUCUCCAGUUGAGGGGGGCGAGUUCCAGGAGAUGAGCUCCAAGUGCAACAUGUUCCUGGACCCGUCGGGGUUCAGCGGCGAGGACGUGGCCUCAGCCUUCUCCAUCCCCCGCACCUCCAGCAUCGCCAAAGCCAAGCGCCCGUCUGUCUCCUUCGCCGAGGGCACCAAGUUCACAACGAAGGAGCGUCGCGGCUCAUCGCAGGAGGGCGCCGUCGCUCCCCGCAAGUCCAAGUCUCCCUGGGGGGUUCUUAUGCUGUCUGUCCUGCAGCCUCCAGGUGCGCGGGGGGGAGAGGGGGUGGCGGGGGACGGCGAGGAUAUGCAGUCCGUCCCCUCGGAGGAGACGUCUGUGGACAGCGAGGUGAGGGACCUAGAAAGUGCCCCCCCCCGCAGCAGCAGGCGGCGAACCGGGUCCAGCGCGCGGCAACGUGUCCAAGCGCAGGGCUCCGCGGAGCCCACGGCCUCGGACCCAGACCGGAUCAGCACCGUGUACGUGAUGGCGGGCGCGGCCGGCCACCCGGGGAAGGUGGAGCCGGAGCCAGCAGUGGAGGGCCCGGUCCAGGCCGUGCUGCGGCGCCUGGGAAGCCUUCAGAAGCCGAGGGGGGCCGUCUAUAAGCCUCCACGCCGAAAGCUGGGGGCCCGGGUCACCAUGUGGGAAGAGGCUGCCGAGAGAGGGGGUGCCAGCCGAGAGGCAGCUGUGCGGAAGCCGAGCAGGCGGAGGCGUGCUCCCCUCAGCUCGCCUGCGGCCGUGGGCUCCAGUGCCACCUGGCGGGAGGGCGGUCCGGCUGAGAGGCCCGCGUCCACCAUCCUGGUGAGCGUGCGGGAAAGCCCCGCGGCGGCCGACACCAGUGACACUGGCUACCUCACCAUCGGGGCUGCGGCGGAGCCCACUAGCGCCCAGGAUGAGGACACGGACGCCAGCGAGGACCCGCACUACGAGAACGUGGCGCCGAGGUCCUCGUGAGGCCGCAUGCGUGCCAGCCUUUGCUCUGAACACACUGACUACGUUUACAUUCAUUAAGGCCAUGUGAUGAGGUUGGUCUGACACUGACGCUCUGAGAAUCUUCGCUAGUCUCCUUCACGUGGGUGCCUACAUCCAGGCCCCCUCCCCAUUUUUUGUCUGCCAUGUUAAAUUCUAAACUGGUGUUUCUCAAUCUGGUCCUCGGGGACCCACGUUUUUGCUCCCCCCGAGCUCCCUGCCAGACAGUCCACAUUUUUGCAUCCUCGAAACUUGGCACAAAAACGUGGACUGUCUAUGAGUCCCCGAGGGCCGGACUGUUAGCUUUUGUUUUCUUUAAGGGAGGAGUCCUCUGCAAUGGCAAAUGCAGUUACAUUUCCUGCUGUGGGGAUGAAUAUGCUUAUUAUGUGAUAGCUAGAGAACAUUUGUUAGACAAGUUAGGCUUUAUUUUGUGUAAUUUUAAAUACACUUUGAGUUAUUAAGAAUGUUUUUGCUAUGCCAUGGAUUUGCUUUAAGUUUGACCACAACAUGCUAAAUUAAGAAUGAGAGCGAGGUUGCAGUCCUGCAUUUCCUCCAGUGAAGCCAAUUACUCUCCUAUAGCUUCUGAGGCAGGUGAAGCCUUUAUUCUCUGUAACCAGGUACAGUGAAAUUGUGUGUUUUAACUUGGAUCAACAAUAAGAUGUAAAAGUGGGUCACGCACCCGCAGGCAGAUAGUCAGGCAUUUUGUAGACGACAGUGAAUGACCAUUUUAGAAAUUUUUGGUCUUGCCUUUAGACUUGCAUUUUUUAAUAUACUGUAUAUAUAAAUAAAUAGUUGUUUGGUA
Messenger RNA from Paramormyrops kingsleyae, 2565 nucleotides. The record is from RefSeq and is a predicted model, not a curated record. Lineage: Eukaryota; Metazoa; Chordata; Actinopteri; Osteoglossiformes; Mormyridae.